AUGGACGUCGUCAGCCAAGUAGUUCUAGUAGGAGCCGGUAACAGAGUACCCAAAGUACAAGAACAUCUCAGAAACGCCGUUGGGCAAGAGUUGCCCAAAAACUUGAACACAGAUGAAGCCGCUGCUAUGGGGGCCGCUUAUAAAGCCGCUGAUCUAAGUACUGGUUUUAAAGUUGCUAAAUUUAUUACCAAAGAUGCUGUUGUUUAUCCUAUUCGGGUUACAUUUGAAAGACUUGCAGAAACAUAUGUUAAACAAGUAAAGCGCACACUUUUUGGCCUCAUGAAUUCCUAUCCUCAAAAGAAGAUCAUUCAACAAACACACCAGUGA
This is a messenger RNA of Diabrotica balteata, 327 nucleotides long. NCBI's taxonomy places the organism in Eukaryota, Metazoa, Arthropoda, Insecta, Coleoptera, Chrysomelidae. The record is from the annotation of a GenBank genome assembly.